Drosophila elegans is the source of this 745-nucleotide messenger RNA. RefSeq names its product 1,2-dihydroxy-3-keto-5-methylthiopentene dioxygenase (gene Adi1). Bases 100 to 660 code for a protein of 186 amino acids. The transcript has 5 exons. The record is from RefSeq and is a predicted model, not a curated record. Gene Ontology annotation, molecular function: acireductone dioxygenase [iron(II)-requiring] activity. NCBI's taxonomy places the organism in Eukaryota, Metazoa, Arthropoda, Insecta, Diptera, Drosophilidae.
AAGUCGAAAACAAGAAACAGCUGACGACAGUUUAAUACUUUUCAUGUUAAUCUAUUUGUGGCUAGUUGUUCGUUAAAAGUUGCUAAGAACAGUCUUAAAAUGGUGAAAGUUUGGUAUAUGGAUACUGAGGAAACCGAUCAACGCUUGGAGCACCAUCGCAAUCCCCCAACUUAUUUGGAACUGGAUGAUCUUUACAAGAAGACCGGCGUGGAAUACUUUAAAAUCAACGCGGACGAAUACCAGAGCGAUAACACUCUUACGGAACUAAGGGCACAACGUGGUUACACUUAUGAUGAUGAGAUCACCUGCUCGGAAAAGUGUCUCCCAGAUUAUGCUAACAAGUUAAAGGCUUUUUUCACCGAACACCUUCAUACGGAUGAGGAAAUACGCCUAGUUUUGGAUGGAUCCGGUUACUUUGAUGUCCGCGACAACGAGGAGAACUGGCUGCGUAUUCUGGUUGUGAAAGGAGAUCUGAUUAUAAUACCUGCUGGCAUCUACCAUCGCUUUACUUUAGAUUCCAAUAACUUUAUUAGAGCUCGUCGCUAUUUUGUUGGCGAGCCCGUUUGGACACCGCACAAUCGUCCCGCCGAUGAUAUGGAUUGCCGAAAAUCCUACAUCAAACAUCAGUCGGAAAACUUUGUUCAAUUGAACAAGGUUUGAAGAAUAUAUGUACCUAUAUUUUAAAACAAAGUUUGAUAUUUGUAAAUACAAAAAAAAUCCCAAUGUUCUGCUGACAUAUAUUAAA